UAUACGUGACCUCUAAAGUGUAUCGAAGUGCACUUGUUCGUAUUUUAUUUAUGUCUCAAACAUUACAGAAUGUAAAACCCAACUGCAUAUAUAUCUAAAAUAUAUUUUCCCUUUUAUUAGUAUUGCAUUGUCCUCUUACAAGAUGGCACGUUCUAUUGCUCUACUGCUAUUACUGUGUUCGUCGAUCGUAUCAACUUUGGCAACACCAUGGGCAUUUUACAACGUACCAUCAUUCACACAUCGUCCUCAACAUCAUAACAUUCAGCUGGCAGAUACAGUUCCAGUAGCUGUACCCACCAUAUCAAGCAUUGUUAUCAAAGAUAAUGCACAACAAACCAAUAUUGGCAAUGGAGGAGACGCCUAUGGAAAUGGUGAUGCUGGAAAUGGUGGAAACUUCGAAAACAUAAAUAUCGGAGGUAUAAAGGACAACACUGACACUGUGCCCUCAGAUGGGGGUACUCCCGAUGACGUUUUUAAUCUUGGUAAUGGAGGAAACAGCUACGGACGUGGUGAUGGUGAAAAUGGUGAUAACUUUAGCAACAUCACUAUAACGGGGUAGGACUUGAAUGGCACACCCUGCAGUAAAAGGCGUAGAUACCUGUUUACAAGUGGUAUAAUGUAAUACCUAGUAAGCUGCUGUUUCUCAAUUGUUAAAUAAUAUCCCAUUAACAAUAUAAAUGUGA
Molecule: messenger RNA, 683 nt
Organism: Spodoptera litura
Lineage: Eukaryota; Metazoa; Arthropoda; Insecta; Lepidoptera; Noctuidae
Source: RefSeq, a predicted model, not a curated record